UCAAAAUAAACUGCAAUGUCAAAUGUCAAAAAAAUAAGUAAACAAACGCAUCCAAAAUGUUGAUUUCUUUGAGACAAGACCACAAAGAGCACCUGAAUCUGCUUACAGAGCAACCCGUUGGGGUUAUAGAGGAUUUCUGCAAGCUGGCGAUAGAUUUCCUGCAGAACGGGCCGAAUUUGAAGCGUUACGCUGUAGCAGCUGGCAAGCUGAACGUUGACAGCGAAGCUGUGCAGAACUGCAUCUACGGGUUGAUCAAUCUGCUGUUGCUGAGCUGCAAGCACCACCUCAGCGAGGCGGACUUUCGUGACUCGGUUCUCACGUUGGGGUUCAGUCAGGAGCAGCAGGGGGUUUUGGGGGUUUUUUAUGGUAGAAAGCAGGGGGAGAUACAGCAAAUUUUGUCGAAAUUGGCUGUGAAUGAGCCCCAUUACAACGACCUACAGUGGAGGUUCGAAGUGCAAGUUUCGUCCAGGUCUUUGUUGGAACAAGUUACCCCGCUAAUAACUUUGGAUUUAUCUCUUAAAACCAGCGAUAAAGAUAAGUUGGAGAGUGAAAAGGAAAGUAUUUUAUUGCAGACGGACCCUACAAACUUACUUCAUAUAGCCAAUGAGUUGGAGAAAGCAUUAAUCGAGUCCAGAAGUCGACAUUCAAGGAAAAUACAACGGGCACUAAGCAAUUAAAAUUAAAAGGUUUAUUUAAUAAAAAAUAUCCAAAACCUGUAUGUAUUUAUUAAAUAACAAUAAAUUAACAAGAUGUCUUAUAUACAUGGUGAACAAUAUAAAUUAUAUUAGUGAGGAUCUUCAGGAAUUAUUGAGACUUUUUGUGGGGCCCCAAAACCUUCUUCCUUUGGUGCACCAUGUGCAUGUACAUCUGCGGAAACACUAA
Brassicogethes aeneus is the source of this 882-nucleotide messenger RNA. The record is from the annotation of a GenBank genome assembly. Lineage: Eukaryota; Metazoa; Arthropoda; Insecta; Coleoptera; Nitidulidae.